AAAGAAACAAGCGCAGCCCUUAACAAAAAAUUGGCAUAAACUAGGCAAUACUGUGGGGAAAUUUUUAAGCAGGGAAAUUUGCCCCAAACACGUUUAUAAACACACAACCCCACACAAACACAAUGGCGGCGCAGCUGAAGCUCGGUGACAACUGCCAGGAAUGCCAGAGCUUGGGCUUAACGCACAAGCUGCGCUAUUUUUAUAUAAAUUUUGAGGAACAGCUGCUAAAGUGCGAAUCGCGCACCUGUCUAUGGCCACAUAACGACGAGGUAAGCUCCGAUGAAGAGCAGGAGAUGCAUUCAGAUAGUAAGCCGGCAAGGCAAGUGGAUGACGCUGAUGAUGAUGAUGCAUUUAUCAGGGAUUUGAUGGAGCAACUGGAGUCAACUACCGAGCCGCAGCCCGACUUUAGCUUCAACUUUAAUAUGCCAGAUCUCGAGUUGGAAGUGGAUAAUGCCGUGGAGUCACAUCACGUUGCUGAAAACAUGCCGAUCCAGAAGUCUACGAAUGUUGAGCCGAUAAUAGUAGAGACAAUAUUAAUGCCUUCUACCGCUGAGGAGCAUGUGGGAAUAAAAGAAACUCCCGAUGAGGAGCAAGUGCUAAUAAAAGAAGUUAUCGUUGAAGAUCAAGUGCUAAAAAUACAAAUUACCGUUGACACUGCGUCCAGCGCAGAAUUGCAAAAGAGCGAAAGUGUGAAUGACCUUAAGCCCAGCGCGCAAGUAAUAAAAGAAAAUGAAGAAACAUCCGUUAACUCUACGGCCAGCGAGCAAAUGCAAAAUAUAAAAACCAAUGAGAAAGUGCUAAAGAGCGAAACUCCAACGUCCAGCGAGCCGGCACCAAAGAAAGAAAAUCCAUUUAGUUCUACAUUCAACGGCAAAUGGCAGAUAAAAAAAGCAUCCAUUAUACCACGAAAGAUUGAACAAACGUCACCCAAAAGCGACACCACUGUAACUACUUUUCUAGAUGCGGUCAAACGUCAACCACAAACGCCAAUACGCUCUGCACGUGGGCCGCGAGUUAAACGCGUGAUCAACUCUCCCGAAUCAGUUCGAUUUGCAACAGGAUUUGCACCAGGACAAAGACUCAAUGCAGUGCGACAAUUGUUAAACAGCAUUGAAGCUCGGGAGAAACAGGAAAUUCAAACGGAAGCAACAAAUUUCACGGGCGAGAAUGCCAACCCAACACCUUGAGCGAUAUAUCAAUUUGGAAUACCAAGAUAAAUAUAAUCAAGAGUGUGUGUGUGUGAGUGCCUGCGAUUUUGUAUGAAAUGGCAAACAAGUUGGUUUAUUUAUAAACAAUGAAAUUUGAAAUGUAUGCGCGCCACGCUCCAAGCGCAUGAAACCCGGAGAUAGCGUCGUUGCAUGGAACUGGACCUUGAGCGUGCUUGAUCUACAGGAAAAGCAGGUCAAGCCAAGUGCGUCACUGGCGACCGCAGGCUCCAGCUGCAGUGUUUUUAGUGUGAGUGUGAGUUUCAGUGUGAGAGAAACUGAUAAGCUCAUUGCUAUCAGCUGAGCACAGUGGGCGGCAAAACAUGGGGAAAUUUGUGAGGCAACUUAAUGUUUAUCUACAGAUAUCUGUAGCUAGAUAAACAAGUGCAGCUAAUUUUAUACAUUUAUGCGCUUCUAUUUAAUAUUUUUAUGACGUCACAUGACACGCGCUUCCAGCUUUUUGCGUCUUUCAAUGAAAAAAAAAGGCAGUUGCCUCAAUUGCAAUGUCGGCAACAAAAACAAUUUAAUUGAAACGAGCAAAGUUGUUGCUGUGUAUUUACAUUUAGUAUAAGCGUGUAAUAGACAAUUCAUUAUUAAUUGCUAGCUGUCACCAUUUUCCGAUUAGAAAUAGUUCAGUGAACGUUCAAUUGUUGGGGGCACUUGAACUUGCCUGCCUACCCAUGGGGGGGUUGGUUGCCAACGCUUUAAGAUUGCUGCGUAGUAGUAACUAGAAUCUUGCAUAGACAGUGGGCAGUUGGCCAAAUUUGUUUGCCGCUUUGACAUUUUAAAAAUAGCUCACAAACAAAAAGAUUUGCUAAACCGGCAGGCGCCAGAAAUUUAUAUACAUACCUAGGCAAGAAAGUUUAAAUUAAAUUUUUUAUUCUAAAUUUCAAUUAAAUGGGAAUUUCUUUAUUGCUGAAUAUAUUUGCUUAUCUUCCACAAUUAUAAACACAAUUCGUUUAAAACUUUGUUAUUGUUUACGCCAGCACUUUGACUAAAUCUUUUUUUAUCUUUUGUAUUC
Molecule: messenger RNA, 2226 nt
Organism: Drosophila busckii
Lineage: Eukaryota; Metazoa; Arthropoda; Insecta; Diptera; Drosophilidae
Exons: 1
Coding region: 123-1187 (354 amino acids)
Source: RefSeq, a predicted model, not a curated record